Varroa destructor (honeybee mite) is the source of this 6136-nucleotide messenger RNA. RefSeq names its product dual specificity mitogen-activated protein kinase kinase 1-like. Gene Ontology annotation, molecular function: ATP binding; protein kinase activity. Lineage: Eukaryota; Metazoa; Arthropoda; Arachnida; Mesostigmata; Varroidae. Gene Ontology annotation, biological process: protein phosphorylation. The record is from RefSeq and is a predicted model, not a curated record.
UGUAGAUCUACUUUUUGUACCUUCGUUUUUUAUUCCUGUUUAUCACUCCCGUGUUUCAAAAAUAUUUGGAAGCGGUAUCUGUGACUCGAUCCCUUUUUUGUCUCAGGACAGAUUAACUAAUUUUGAUUAUCAUGCUAUCUGCGACUUUUAAAAUACGUGUUACAUCGAUGUAUACACUACUAGACCAUCUCUGCUCUAGCAAUAAUAGGAGCCCGUGCGGUCGGUGAGCAGAUUUUGCUUAGUAAUACGUUAUGAUCUCACCUAGUUCUGCAACUAUCCAGCAGUUACUGCAGUUUCCAGUGCGCAUUGUUUUGCUCUCUUUCGGAUCGUAUAUGUUGAGUGCUUGAGGCGCUGUUCCAUAAGAUACUACACAGCCAUGAUGUACUUUUUAGCUAUUACAUUCGGGCAGUAUGUCAAAUACUGGUAAAUCAUGAAUAUUUACCCAUUUGCUUACCGUUGACAGCUCUUUCAGUUUUUUUUUGCGUUUUUAUAUCGACUUUUUUUGGCAGUACGAUUAAUAUUCUUUGCCUAUCAGUACAUCCAUUUUUGAAAAUUUUUUUUUAUAACGUCACAUGUCUCGACAUUGGUGCGGAAAGAAAAGGAGUUUCACAGUCGAGAUUUAUGUACAAGUUUCUUGCAAAGUUCUAUAGGCAAAUGCAUUAAUUUGGUGGAACCCACACCUAUUUAAUUCUGAAUAACAAGUCAUGCUUAAUUCCAUUUCCAUCGAUGAUGUCCUGCAUCUGUACUAACAUAAAUUAAACAGUUGCUGUGGGACCCUGGUGGAAUUCAGGUAAGGGUGUAACAAAUAGAGUAGUAAAUAGUAGUAGUUCACUACCAAGAUUUAUUAUGAGAAAAUGGAGAAAUGAAGCUUGAUUAAAGUUACAAUGGAUUUAGUGAUAAAUUGAGAACUAGAGUUAACGAAAGGUGUUUUACCUUUAAUAUACAACCGGUAAGCCCAGUCAAUAUUUGUUAAGAGAAGUGUUGAUGAUGUGGAAAUAUACGCAUAUGUUUGUCGUCAAAAAUGUAGUAAAACAAAGCAGAGACCCUGAUUAAAAAAAUACCUGGCGAUACUACAAAAUAAAAAUUAAUGCAGUACUGGGAAACGAUGAUUAUAACAUGAGCUCAUGGAUCAUGAGCCGCGUGUUAACAGUGACUAGUGUUAAAAAGAGUAACAAAAAGGGAGAUUAGAACAAGCAAGUAUUAAAUCAAAAUAAUACGGCAGUUAACAGAAGAGGCACUUGAUUAAUAGGACAAGCGAUCAGUAAGUAUGAUAAAUAUUUAUUUUGCCCAAAAUCUUUAUAAAGGUUAUAAUCAAUAUAUCAAUAUCUGAUAUGAAGCGGAUCGAUUAGAUUUAAACUAAGAGAAUGCAUUAGCUUUAUUAUUGCUUUAACUAAUGAAAGAACGCCCAAAAUAAACACCAGGUAAUACCUAAGAAAAACGGAAUUAACUGUCAGAAAACUGCUUUAAGUAGACUUGUGAGAAGUGGGGCUAUGGGUAGUGCUCUGCUGCGUUUUUGUAUUGUGUAGCUUGCGAAGCCCGUUAUGAUUUAGUUAAGAAUACGCAUUCACACGCCUGAGUAACUGCUGUAUUUGUAAUCUCAGAUCAUGAAAAGAUGAUUAUUACGGUGCUUAAAAUAUGCGUUAGUCGUAUCAAUUAUCAUUCGAAAAAUAAAAGCCUGAUAAAACGUACUAAUGUUAUAUAUAGCAAUAUAUAUAUAUAAGACAUCUGCAUUUGGAAUUACAAAAACUGGUUUCAAAUAGUCUUGAAAACAAAUUAUAUUGGAAAUCGAGUUAUGUCUUUCGCUAUCAAGACAAAAGCGUGCGUUAAUAGACAGAACUAUUGCAAUUACAUGUUGCUUAAAUAAGAAUAGAUUAAUCCAAGUUAGAACGCAAAAAGUUAAAAGUUAAAAAUAUUCCGAACAAUCUAGUAAUAUUUAGCAGUCGACACCUGACUGUGUUGGAAUUACUUACUAUGAAUUAAAGAAGCAUUUUUAGCGUCAAGCAAGUAAACGGUGAAAGAAUAACUUUAAAGUCGAAUUCCUUGUGAACGUUUAUGAUUCAUUGGUAGGAAAUCGCUGUAGAGGGUACUGAGAAAAUGAUCGUCAAUAGAUUCAAAUCCGGAGUAAGAGAAACCGCCAGAAGUACCUAAUUGGCGGGCUUUAAAUCACGCAUGUUGUGUGAUGACCGAAAGAAUCUAUUCAUUCAUAUUUCAUCAUUACACAGCGUCCUGUAGUUAUGCAAUUAAUGCGCUAUUUAAAAGCCGUGACUUAGUAUAGUCCUAUAGGUUAUAAAGUUGGAAGUUGCGGCACACUGUAUGCGAAGAGCUGGCCUAUUACAUAAAAAUAGUGAAAGUGUAAAAAAAGGACUUGCUACAUGUCAGCGCAUUUUAUCUUGUCUUCUCAAUAGUGUAGUGAUAACAUGUUUGCUUACUACACUUAAAAAUACGGUAAUGAAGCAGUAUUUAAUGGCUCAAGUAUCGGACGUAUAACUUGAAAUAUUUAAAGCGUUUCGUCUUCGGUAAAGAAUAGUGACUACUAAAAAGAGGUGAAAUUUGUACAGAAACAUAGCGUAAUAAUUGAUGUUUAUUAAUUAACGAACAGGUUACACAUAAUUAGGGCCCCACACAAGGAGCGAACAGAAGUAGAGGAAAACAUGUAUGAAUUUAUGUAUGUUUUAUUACUUGCACUUUAAACUGUUGCAGUAAUGAGGCUUUAAAAGCAUAAAUUACGUAAUAGGAAAUAAAAAAUUCAAACAUUGUCGGAAUCAUUUGUUUUAACAGUUAGGUGUGCAUAAUCCAUGUCUGAGAACAUGAUGGGUAAUCAAAGGAGUUGAUUCAAACUGUAUGAUCACGACACUGAGACCGAUCAGCAAUUAAACAUCUGUGUCAAUGUUGCUUACAUAGCUACGAUAGAUCUAAAAGGCGGUGACGACUCUAAUGCGGAGAUAACGAAGGACGGAGAAAAAAUACAGGGACAGCUUCGAGUUACAAACUUUUUUCAAAUAAUUUUCUUUAUUCAUUAAAAUUGUGCAGUAAGUCUUGUGAUCUGAAUUGUGUUGAAUACAACAAAGAGUCUGAACGAACGAAGAGACCAUUUUUACUUAAAAGCAAGGGAUUUAUCGUUCGAGAUGGGCCUUGGUCGUUCUUCACUGAAGAAAAUAUAGAAGACGUCUUGAAAGGAUCUCCUUGUGUUUAUGACAGACCAGCCGCCCGCCACUGGUAGAUAACUUACAAACAGUCGGUCGCUGCUCUUGGUGCUCUCUCUCAUCUCAUCUCAACGAUCAGCGAAAACCACCAAAAACCGAAGAUCAACAAACAAAAACAAAAAAAUUUGCCAUGAUGAAGCACAGUGGAAAAAACAAGCUUAAUUUAAAGUUACCAGCAAUGGACAGUAAUACGCAGGGUCAGCAACAUCCAGAAAGUGAUGAUAAACAACCUUACACUAACAGCGCUGUAGGAAAUACUGGAAGCGGAAACGGAGGUACACAGAACAGCUCUUCACUCACAAUGUGUAGUACUACCCUCUCAGGUCUUGCAUCGAGUACAGGUCAUCAUUUUGCACCGCAGCAUCAAAACCGUCACAGGGAAACUAAUGGAGGUGGGAGUUUGCAUUUGAAUGAUUCCAUAUCAUCUGGAGGUUUUGGCGGAGAACAGGUGGAUGCUGUACGUCGAAGUCUUGAGGGUUUAGAUUUAGACGAAAAGCAACGCACACGACUAGCCGACUUUCUUUUCCAAAAACAAAGAGUCAAGGGAAAAGACAAGGAUCUUUGCCCAGAAGACUUCGAUAGUCUUGGUGAGCUCGGAGCUGGAAAUGGCGGAGUCGUCACAAAAGUUCUUCACCGGCCAUCCGGUCUCAUAAUGGCACGCAAAAUGAUUCACCUUGAAGUGAAGCCUGCUAUACGUAACCAGAUCAUCCGCGAGCUUAAGGUGCUGGACGAGUGUAAUUCUCCGCAUAUUGUAGGCUUCUACGGAUCAUUCUACAGUGAUGGUGAAAUCAAUGUGUGUAUGGAAUACAUGGACGGAGGAUCCCUUGAUCUUGUACUACGAAGGGCGCACCGCAUUCCAGAGGAUGUACUUGGAAAGGUCACGAUGUCCGUUCUCAAGGGUCUUAGCUACCUUAGGGAGAAACAUCAGAUCAUGCAUCGCGACGUCAAACCCUCAAAUAUCCUUGUUAAUUCAAGUGGUGAGAUUAAACUUUGCGAUUUCGGAGUAUCCGGUCAGUUAAUCGAUUCGAUGGCUAAUUCCUUCGUGGGAACCAGAUCGUAUAUGGCUCCAGAACGGCUCCAGGGAACUCACUAUACAGUUCAGUCAGACAUAUGGUCGCUUGGAUUAUCGCUUGUUGAAAUGGCGAUUGGCAGAUAUCCCAUUCCACCGCCAGACCACAGAGAAUUAGCAGCCAUUUUUGGGGCGGCGACACCAGGUUCUUCUACUUCCUCGACAAACCAGCAGGCGGCAGGUGGCGAUUGUGGUACUGGAGGAUCUGGUGGAGGAUCGACUGGACUGUCGUUAGGGAGCGCCACAGAUACAGACACCACUGUAGGCAUGAAUAUAGGAGCAUCAGUAGUACCUCCUCGGGCUAUGUCCAUUUUUGAGUUGCUCGAUUAUAUUGUAAAUGAGGCCCCACCAACGGUACCUGCUACACCUGGUUUCUUUUCAGCUGAGUUCAAGUCAUUUGUCGAUCGGUGUCUGAAGCGUAAUCCUUCGGAACGCGGUGAUCUCAAAACUUUAGCAGGACACGAAUGGCUAGCAAGAGCCGAACACCGUCGGGUAGACAUGGCUCGAUGGGUAUGCAAUGUUAUGGGUGUAGACCUUACGCCGCCGGCAGGAAACUACAACCAUAACUUUGCGUCUGCCUAUCAAACAGGCCAGAGCAUUCAGGGUGCAAACACUAAUUCUGCGGGGGGUGCAGGAUGUGUAAACGCAAUUCAAACAGGUGCUGUGGGUACUAAUCAUGGAAAUUAUAUCAAUCAGGAACACAUCCCUCGUUCUUAGCCAGUAGCUGUACUUUGCUCAUUCAAAAGUUUUUAUUUCGAUUUCAUGCCUUAGCCAAAUUUAAUAGGAUAACUGAUGCAUUAGGAUAAUAAUGGUUAUAACUUUCUAAACUAUACCCCUGUUCCUAAAAAUAUCAGAUAGAUUUAAUUAGAAUUCAAGUAAUAGCAAGAUGUCGGUUGAAGGAACUGAUAUGAUUUCAAUUAACGGAAAAUUUUGACAGAUUAAUUAAGCUGCAAUCAAUUACUGAUACUUGUUAAAAGUUAAUAACCAUACACGCGGUUUUUCUUCUACCCGAACGAGCGCUACCCAUUGGGCUAAAUGUGCGCCCUUAAGUAAUAGUUUUUUAACGAAUUUAAAUAUUCCAUUUAUCAUACUCAGAUGCGUUAUAUCCUAUGUUUGACACAUAAGAACGUUUAACGUUGUUACAUAUGCAUUUAUGAUUAAAGUGCACCGUGAAUUACUUAUAAAUCAGCCAAUUAAUAUUUAGUUUGAGGUAGGAGUUUGACCAUUUAUACAGGACAAAAAAUACUGAAACCACAAUUAUGAUUUCAGAUUUCAUUAACUAUACAUGUGAUUGUUAAAUGCUGUUUUGGGGUCACCAGUGGGGAUGCACGUUGAUACGUACCAGUCAAGACACUGAAGGGUCUUUUAUGACAAACUUACAUAUUUUAAAUCCGAUCGCGAUUUAGCAUUGUACAUACAAAGAACUUCAAAAUGCGUAGGUUGACAUAAUAAAUUGAAGAUGGUAUGGAGCAGAAGAUGUGUUGUCCUAUGCAUGUUUGCAAAUACGUUUCCUAUUUUAAUAUUUAAGCUUGGAUCAAAGCGCAAAGUGAAAAACCAGCAAAAGCGUAUGGCGACUGUAAUGAGAACUCCCAUAAAGGCAAAAAUUACCUUGAGCAUAACCACCCACGAUUCUGCUUUUAAAUAACAUUUUCUUAAGAGGAACAGUGCCGCUCUGCGUUCAACUAAAGUAGCGUUUGCGAAUUUCUUCGAGUUGCGAGACUUCAGAUGAGUCAAAUGUUUGUCGAAUUUGGUGCGAGCUGUUUCUAAGCGUCUUCACCAAUGAACCUGCGGUAUACUAAUAGGUUUUUUACAAAAAGAGCACAUUCCUUUAGGUUAAAAUUGUACAUGAUAGGAAAGAAAAAAA